Molecule: messenger RNA, 1131 nt
Organism: Lasiodiplodia theobromae
Lineage: Eukaryota; Fungi; Ascomycota; Dothideomycetes; Botryosphaeriales; Botryosphaeriaceae
Exons: 1
Coding region: 1-1131 (376 amino acids)
Source: RefSeq, a predicted model, not a curated record
AUGGUCCGCCGUCGUUCUACCCACCAUCGACGCCACGCAGGCCUACCAGCGCGCCAAAAGCCGCCGCCAGCAUCGUCGCUCGCCAUGGACGAGGAGCGGCCGCUGGCCAAACGCUUUACCCAGUACAGCCCGUACACGAUCCACAUGCGCAGCUCCAACGAAGCUCAGAGCCGCCACGCGAAGUACCGAGCGACACUUUUCAAGGAUCCCAAUACCGCUCGAACUGAAGCCGAGGAAGCUGUCCUGGACGAAGAACUGGACACCACCUGGAUCGCCGCGCUGAACGCACCCGAACAAGUCUCAGACGAAACUACAAGCCAGGGUGAGGGAGAGGAGGACGCUUCAGGCAGCGAGGGCGAGGGAGAAUGCGCCUCCGGAAGUGAGAUGGAAUUGGAGGAUACGGCCGCAAGUGAGGUUGAGGAGGACACGGCGAUGGAGAUGGAGAAGGCUGCUGGCAAGGUGGUUGAUGCUGCAGGCAUGCUUCUGGGAGCCGCGCACACAAUGGAUGAGAACCCCUGGUCAGCACGGCUUAGGAAGACUGAGCAGCGGGCGGCCUACCAGGUCAAUCAACAAGAUGACAAGACGGCCAGACGGAACCGGGCAAUCGAGUACUUGAAAAAGCGCUGGGGACCUGAUGUCAACACCUGGGUGCCGGCUGAUACCCCCUACACAGAUGAAAAGUUUCAAAAUCUGAGCAGAUGGCCAGGAGGCGUUCUUGAGGAACUGGCCGAGUUGGCCAGGCUGACCACGAGCUCGUACAAGAGACAGCAAGCCAUGAGGUUCUUGGGGGAGGCCGUUUGGGAUAGAGUCAGCAAAACACCGAAGUAUGUCUGCAAGAACGAAGUCACAGUCGCCAUACAGAAGGCUCAGAAGGUUUGGGGUCCGGUUUCUAACGCUCAGUCGGGUGGCGAUGCUGUCGAGCUUGUGCCAUGUCAACACCCAGUCAGCCAGCAAGAUACUUCAGGCAAGGAGCAGGAUACUUCAGCUGAAGAGGAGGAGGACUUCGAUGUAGACGAUGACAUUGACGAGAUGGACUUCUGGACAUUGCGUCUGGAGCUCACAAAGGCACGCAAGAGGCUCAGGCAGCUUGAGCAGUCGCAGGCAAAGCAACGUGCCAGUGACUCUGCCUAA